UAUACGAUUACAUGAGCUAUUUGAGCGUACACGAGUAUCCAGAAAUGUAGGGUAAUGUCAGACCAUAUUAUAUUGACGUAAUCUCAAGGAGCUUUAAGAAACAAGACUACUUAACUGUAAUAUCUGCAAUGGGAAUUCAAGGUUUGAUACCAUUUUUGGACAAAGCAACCCGAAAGGUCAAUAUUGGACAAUAUAGUGGCUGUUGUGUAGCUAUUGAUGCCUAUUGUUGGUUGCACAAAGGGGCAUACAGUUGUGUUGAAAAACUAGCGAGGGGAGAACCGUGUGAUGCAUAUGUGCACUAUUGUAUGAAAUUUAUAAAUAUGUUAUUAUUCCAUAACAUUAAACCAAUUCUUGUGUUUGAUGGGCAGCAUUUACCGGCAAAGACUGCAACUGAGAAGAAGCGCCGUGAAUCUCGUCAGAGCAGUCGGAAGCGGGCAGCUGAACUGCUUCGGGCUGGAAGGACAGAUGAGGCUAGAAACUUUCUGAGGCGAAGUAUUGAUGUAACACAUGAAAUGGCACUUGCAUUGAUUCAUGAGUGUCGUCGCCGUAAUGUGGACUGCAUUGUGGCUCCUUAUGAAGCAGAUGCACAGCUUGCAUACCUUAACUUGAAAAACAUUGCGCAGAUUGUCAUAACAGAAGACUCGGAUCUUGUGUUGUUUGGCUGCACAAAGAUUCUGUUCAAGAUGGACCUAGCAGGAAAUGGUCUGUUGGUGGAACAGGAGCACUUGCACUUGGCAAUGGGCACUCGGCCAGAGAAAUUCAAUUUUGACAAGUUCCGUUACAUGUGCAUCCUCUCAGGUUGUGACUACUUACCAUCUUUGCCUGGCAUUGGCCUCUCCAAAGCAUGCAAGUUCAUCUUAAGGACUGCUGAUACAGACAUUCAUCGGGCAUUGUCCCGGUUGCCAGCCCAUCUCAAUAUGAAGUCUCUAACGGUAUCUGAAGACUAUCGCAAUCACUUCCUGCUAGCAGAUGCUGCAUUUAAGUAUCAGCUGGUGUUCGAUCCAUUGUCACGCAGACUUGUUCAUCUAAAUGAACCUCAGGGUUCUGAAAAAGUCACCGAUUAUGCUGGCAAGAUGCUUCCUUCUGAUACUGCUUAUCAACUUGCACUUGGCAAUCUCAAUCCAUUCACAUUACAGAAGGUUGAUGAUUUUAACCCAGAUAUGGUUCAGCAGCGUCAAAAUGUCAAGACAAACUCAUGGAAUCAAUUAUCAGUUGCACCACAUGCCAGCAUUUGGUCACAAGGCUACAAAGUACCAUCUGUAUGUUUGAAACAAGAUCCACGACAAGUUGACAGACCUUCAACAAAGGGCAAGUUACUCAAGAAAGAAGUUUCGUUUGUUACACAGUCAAAAAGACACCAUGACGAUGUUUCAGAUACUUGUCCUGAUGAAGACCUGACAUCCAUGUACUUUGAUAUGUCUGUACAUGAAGAACCUAGGAAAAGGAGACGCUCAGAUAGCUGUGAGUUGGAUGAACCUGAAGUCGAGAAAGAGAACAGUCCAGUCACCACGCCUACAAAGCAGGGUAGCUUGACUGAGAAGCUGGCCUCAGAAGAAUCUGCAUCAGAGGUGACAUCUUCAAAGCAUAGCUUGCCCACCGAGCUGACUUCUCCAGUCCUGACAACUGGAAGGAACAAGAGGAAUCCGUUCUUCAAACAGAUGUAUCCUGAUAGUCCUCAAAAGGAUCUCAUAGGAUCUUCUCCGAGUCCUUCUGCUACUGGAGGCCGAGAAUGGAAGUUUAGUGCUCUCAGCAAGUUUGGCAGACUGAAGUGGACACAGAUUGAUGACAAAAUUAUAGUUCAGAGCAGGUUCUUCAGCAAGCAAAAGAAUUAUGGAACAAAACAUGUGACUGAGGCUGCAGAUGAAGGAGAUCAACAGACCCUAAAACCGAAUGUUCAGUUACAGGAUGUGUCAAAUAUGUUAAAUACUGACAAUGGUACAAGUGUACUGGAUGUUGAAAGCUACCACAAGACUGAUUCUGCAAGUAAAGAUUGUGUAGUCAAGUCAGAUACCAGGCAGUUCCCUGAUGAUGAUAAGACAAUGAAUGCAAUGUCUUGGCUUGCCACACUUGAUGCAGAUGGCCGAAAGCUUCCUACUGAUUCCUUGACAAAAGAAUGUUUAUUAGAUUGCAACACAUCACAAUCAAGCAUGCAGAAACUGUUUGUCACCAAGUCAAACACUGGUUCUCGUAACAGAAUCAAGACUUCAGCAGCAGGAACAACAUCUCUCUCAAAGGCAUUUUCUUGGUCUGACAACAAAUUUGGUUUCCAGAAACCUAAGAAUAUCUCAUCCCUCAAUAGAUCAGAUGCUUUGAUAAAAGACUUUAAGAAUCCUUUCAGGAAGACAAACUCUUCUCCUAAAGAUGAAUCAAUGCAAAAGACUACUGAUAGGAUUUCUGUGAAUGAAGCUUGUGUCUCUACAUUGCCAUCGCUGUCGGUUGAAGAGAAGGAAGAGAUGGUGGAUGAUCCAAGUCCUGCUGAUAGUGGACUGGAAUUAGGUACUUCGGCCUCACCUGAUCAGCAGCCAGCCUCUUUUGCAAUCAGUGAUCAUUCUGUGUCUGUUGAUGAAGGUUUUCACAGUCCAAAAUCAUCUCGUAUCAGUCAGUCUCAGUCUGUGGGACUGAAGAGUAAACCUAAGGCUUGUUGUCGACCAGAUCUGAGCAGGAAUGGCAGUAAACAGCAGAGUCUGCUCAGCAUGUUUGGUUUUCAGAAGAAGUCCAAGUUGCAGCACAUGUGAGGCUUGGGACCUGUGUAUGUGUUCACAAACGGUGUUCUGUAAUAUUGAUGAUGUGGGCACUUCAUAUUUGGCAUGUUAGGUUCAAGAAGUGUGCAACACAUAAGCAAUGCAGACAUUGAGGCACAUUGAUGGAACCAUUACACCAUAUAGUGCAAAAUAAUAAUUGCCUUGUGGAGAAGUUGUGUCUGCCAUCUUGUUUUACAUCUUUCCACUUCUCAACUUGUUGUCAAGUGUCUGUAAACUUUUAUACAAACAGUCCUGUUAAAAGGAGACCUCUUUGUGUUGCAGUUUCAUUGCUAGAUUGUGAUGCUGAACUACUGCUUAGCUUGAUAAUGGUUGCAAUUUGUUGUAAAGUACUUUUUAUUACAAUUUUUUAAAUUUUUUUUUGUAAAAUAAAUUAAUUUUAGUUGCUGGGCCUUCAGUAUUCCAUGUUAAUUAUGAAUUUACUGUGGAACUGUACCUCUUUGGUACAGAGAUAUCGGAUUCUGAAUUAAUAAAUUUUAUGUUCUGUGUACUG
This is a messenger RNA of Cryptotermes secundus, 3252 nucleotides long. It is a transcript of the gene tos, whose product is annotated as exonuclease 1. Gene Ontology annotation, cellular component: nucleus. NCBI's taxonomy places the organism in Eukaryota, Metazoa, Arthropoda, Insecta, Blattodea, Kalotermitidae. The transcript is spliced from 11 exons. Gene Ontology annotation, molecular function: 5'-flap endonuclease activity; metal ion binding; 5'-3' DNA exonuclease activity. Gene Ontology annotation, biological process: DNA recombination; mismatch repair. Bases 129 to 2735 code for a protein of 868 amino acids. The record is from RefSeq and is a predicted model, not a curated record.